Molecule: messenger RNA, 801 nt
Organism: Trypanosoma conorhini
Lineage: Eukaryota; Euglenozoa; Kinetoplastea; Trypanosomatida; Trypanosomatidae
Exons: 1
Coding region: 1-801 (266 amino acids)
Source: RefSeq, a predicted model, not a curated record
AUGUCGACUGUGAGCAGCGAAGUGUCCCGGCGGUGCGUCCAGCACAACCCGUACAACAUGCAGCUGCUUGGCGUGCAAUGCGACGGCAUCAGUUCGGCUGCGAAGGAAUUCUUCAACGCCGCUGCAGCGAUGGAGGAGGCCGCGGCGGCGGCACGGAAGGAAUUCGAAACUAUGGAUGACUACGACCAACUGACGUGCACAGAAGGCGAGGGCGGGAUAUCGGACAACGUCACAGACGAGGCCAGUCACACGAUGUCCGCAUUACAAGCGUCACCAGCGGCUUUUGUGGUGCGUCCUUCGCCCGUGUUAACCGCCGUACGCUACGCCUCCGUGAAUUUCCGUUUUGGCAGCGCCUGGUUCGUCGCCCCCUUCCGCACCGCCGUUGGCGAGAUGGUCGUUGUGGAGUACCCGCACAACAAAAGCCUCCACAUGGGCCUUGUCAGCUGCAUCUCGACGCGGGUUCCGCCCACGUUUGCCGCCAUGGUGACUGCGGACGGCACUAUCAGUGAGGGGGACCUUCAGCAGUGUCCGACGCUUCUGCGCCACGCCCGCGACUUUGACCGGCAGACGAAGCUGGAGCUGCGCUCACACGACCUUGCCUCGCUGAAAAACGCGCAGGCGCUCGCCUUGGAGCUGGAGACGCCCGUCACCUUCCUAGACGCCGAAUGGUUGCUUGACCUGACGGCCGUGACGUUCCUCGUGAAUGUCUGGGGCGACAUGCCACUGGUGGACCGUCUCGCGGAGGAGCUGGCGGUGUUUGAGGGGGCCGAGGUUGUCUUUACGUACCCCGCGGCGAGCUGA